This is a messenger RNA of Sphaeroforma arctica JP610, 1543 nucleotides long. Its product is annotated as ArgJ family protein. The transcript is spliced from 12 exons. Bases 216 to 1472 code for a protein of 418 amino acids. NCBI's taxonomy places the organism in Eukaryota, Ichthyosporea, Ichthyophonida. Gene Ontology annotation, biological process: L-ornithine biosynthetic process; L-arginine biosynthetic process. The record is from RefSeq and is a predicted model, not a curated record. Gene Ontology annotation, molecular function: L-glutamate N-acetyltransferase activity, acting on acetyl-CoA as donor; L-glutamate N-acetyltransferase activity, acting on acetyl-L-ornithine as donor.
CAAAUACAAAUACACGCAUGGCAUGUGCAAGGUGUCUUGUCAGUACCAUAUCUGCAUCGUUGUGCUGAAAGUUUGAAACAAUACUUAUUUAUCGAUUCUAAGCAAGAGUUGCCCCAGUGAUAAAAAGUCAGGUACGGCACAGUCUGCAUACACACAAUUCGCGGUAAACAUUCGACACUUGAAACCUGAGAGACCAAAAGACUAGUACCUUCAAGAUGUCAGCCGCACGCGCCCCAUUGGGAUUCCUAGCAGGAUCGGUUCAUUGUGGACUGAAGAAGAACAACGCCAAGGACUUGGCAGCAAUCCUGUCGCUUUAUCCAUGCACUGCUGCUGGAGUGUUUACCAAGAAUAAGUUCCGUGCCGCACCAGUGCUUGUUUGUGAAGCCAAUCUGAAAGACGCACCAUCUGCGAUUGGAGGGGUCCUCAUCAACAGUGGGUGUGCCAAUGCGUGCACCGGAGACCAAGGACUGAAAGACGCCCACGCCAUGGACCAGCUGUGCCGUGACAUUAGCAUUGGCGCCAACAGACAGAAGCCGUCACUUGUGCUGUCCACAGGUGUCAUUGGUCAGCCAUUGGAUCUGGCCAAGAUAGAGAAAGGAACUAAACAACUGGCCACAGUGGUAGCGGAAUCGGAAGACGGAUGGAACGACGCCGCCAUGGGGAUCAUGACCACCGACACAUACCAUAAAUUCAUGACCACAUCGCUCGCACUGGAAGGCCCUUACAAUACGGAAGUGCGAUUUGCCGGUAUCGCCAAAGGCGCCGGAAUGAUCCACCCAAAUAUGGCCACCAUGUUGGGUAUUGUUGCCACAGAUGCCAAUAUCUCCGCUGCGCUGUUGAAAAAGAUUUGUACCUAUGCCGCGGAUCGGUCCUUCAAUUGCAUAUCGGUGGAUGGCGACACAUCGACCAAUGACUCAUUCGUGAUUCUUGCAAACGGAGCUGCCUGUGAACAGCAAAUCGUAGCAGAAGAUGACCAGGCCUAUCUGGACAUUCGAGCAGGAGUAACUGGCAUUGCAAAGAAACUGGCGCGUGAACUAGUGCGGGAUGGAGAAGGCGCCACGAAGUUCGUCAGCAUCAUCGUCGAGGAGGCACGUCAUUAUGAAGAUGCGAGAAUCGCCGCUGUUGCCAUAGCGACAAGUAUGCUUGUCAAGACCGCCCUAUUCGGACAAGACGCCAACUGGGGUCGUAUAGUCUGUGCAUUGGGUUACAGCGGAGCCGAAUUCAACGGCGACAACGUAAAUCUACAUUUGAGCAGCCGAGAUGACAAUGGAGACACUGUAGACAGUCUGCAUCUGUUUAAGAAUGGCCAGCCAUUUGAGAUUGACGAAGAAAGAGCUGCCGAGAUUCUUAAACAUCGGGAGAUCGAUCUGAGACUCAAUGUGGGGGAGAAUGCCGAUACAGAAACCCUCACAUAUUGGACAACAGAUUUGACAUACGACUACAUCAAGAUAAAUGCAGACUAUAGGAGUUGAGUACCACUGAAAGAAAUAUAAACAGUAACGUAUCGAAACGAUAACUAUUAAAGAAGAAUUUAUGUAUCACA